CAAGUAGAAAUAAAAAGGGGUCUAUUUUUCAGGCAAGUGCCAUCAAAAUCCAAUCUUUGGAUAAACUCUCUUUGAAUCCAAGUUUCUUCCUCUUCUAGGUUGUCUUCAAACUUUAUUCUAGUACACUGUCAAUGUCUCUGUCCCUCUUCUUCACAAUUUGCUUCUCUCUCUUCUUUCUCUCACUAACACUUCAUUUUCAAAUCUAGGAUUUAAAAACUCUUGUUUCUGUUCCUGUUUCACUACUACAUUAUUAGUAGUGUUUUUUUUUUAGAACCUUUGUGCUUGGCCUAAUUUGUAUCUGUUUUUAAGGUAGAAAAAUCACACCAAAUUCUAGGAUUUUCAGUUUUUGCUGCAAAAAGUUCUUUGAACUUUGUUGCUUAGAUUGAAGCUGCUGAAUUGACAAGGAAGAAGGAACAAUUAAUAGAGUGUAGAAAAAAAUGAAGUUGUGUACUUCAUUGUUGUUUAUGGGUUUGGUUUCUAUGCUUUCUUUUGUGGCCUCUGCUAUGGUGGUAUCAAAUGAAGUUGGGGCGCUUUCAACCUUCAAAGAAGCUGUUUAUGAAGAUCCACAUAUGGUUUUGUCAAAUUGGAAUACUUUAGAUUCAGAUCCUUGUGACUGGAAUGGAGUUUCAUGCACCGGAACUCGAGAUCAUGUCAUCAAGCUAAACAUAUCAGGGGCAUUACUAAGAGGGUUUCUUGCUCCAGAAAUCGGGAAAAUAACCUACUUGCAAGAACUAAUAUUGCAUGGCAACAAUCUCAUUGGAACAAUACCGAAAGAAUUGAGCGCAUUAAAAUCUCUUAAGGUGUUGGAUUUGGGAAAGAAUCAGUUAUCUGGACCAAUUCCUCGAGAGAUUGGAAAUUUGACACAAAUUGUAAAAAUAAAUCUGCAGUCCAAUGGUUUGACUGGUAGAUUGCCUUCAGAGCUUGCAAAUUUGAAAUAUCUUCAAGAACUUCGGCUUGAUAGGAAUAAGCUUGAAGGGCCUGUUCCUGCUGCUAGCACUUCAAAUUUUCCUUCAAAUAUGCAUGAAUUGUAUGCCACAAAUGCGAAUUCGACCGGAUUCUGUCGUUCGUCGCUUAAAGUUGCAGAUUUUUCUUAUAACUUUUUGGUUGGUAGCAUACCAAAAUGCUUGGAGUAUCUUCCAAGAACCAGCUUUCAAGGGAAUUGCCUCCGUGUCAAAGAUGUAAAACAGCGGACUAAAGUUCAAUGUGCUGGAGCUUCACCUGCUCAAGGUCAUCCAGUAGUGAAACCAAAACACCUGUCUAAAGCUGAACAUGAAUCAAAGCAUGAAGGAGGUUCAAAACCUGCUUGGCUUUUGGCUCUAGAAAUAGCAACCGGAACCAUGGUUGGUUCUCUCUUUCUGAUUGGUAUUUUCACUGCUAUCCAAAGGUUUAACAACAAAUCAUCCAUCAUUAUUCCUUGGAAGAAAUCCUCAAGUGAGAAAGAGCAAAUCUCUGUAUAUAUAGAUUCUGAGAUGUUGAAAAAUGUGACGAGGUAUAGCAGACAAGAGCUUGAGGUGGCUUGUGAAGACUUCAGCAAUAUAAUCGGAUCUUCGCCAGAUAGUGUGGUCUACAAAGGUACAAUGAAAGGUGGACCUGAGAUUGCUGCAAUUUCUCUCUGCAUCAAGGAAGAGAAUUGGACUGGACACCUUGAACUUUAUUUUCAGAGAGAGGUGGCAGACUUGGCAAGGAUAAAUCAUGAGAAUACAGGAAAGCUACUAGGCUAUUGUAGAGAGAACAGUCCAUUUACUAGGAUGCUGGUUUUUGAUUAUGCAUCAAAUGGCACACUUUAUGAGCACCUACAUUGUUAUGAAGAAGGGUUCCGGUUAUCUUGGACGCGGCGCAUGAAAAUUAUCAUAGGCAUUGCGCGGGGACUUAAGUAUUUGCACAAUGAAAUUGAACCUCCAUUCACUAUCUCAGAGUUGAAUUCAAAUGCUAUAUACCUUACAGAAGAUUUUUCCCCCAAGUUGGUUGAUUUUGAAAGUUGGAAGACGAUUCUUGAAAGAUCAGAAAAAAAUUCUGGUUCUGUUAGCAGCCAAGGUGAUGUUCCAAACUCCCUUCAAGCUCGCCAUCUUGAUACCGAAGGAAACAUUUAUGCUUUUGCAGUACUUCUACUUGAGAUUAUCAGUGGGAGAUCUCCAUACUGCAAGGACAAAGGUUACUUGGUGGAUUGGGCCAGGGAUUUUCUUGAAUUGCCAGAAGUAAUGUCAUAUUUAGUGGAUCCUGAGUUGAAACAUUUCGGAUCUGAUGAGCUCAGAGUAAUAUGUGAGGUGAUAACACUUUGUAUUAGUCCUGACUCCAAUGGCUGUCCAUCAAUGCAAGAGUUGUGCAGCAUGCUCGAAAGCAGAAUCGACACAUCGAUAAGUGUGGAGCUCAAGUCAUCAUCUUUAGCUUGGGCUGAACUAGCACUUUCAUCAUAAUUGAGUGCUCAAUACUCAAAACUAACAACAUACACUGAAGCAGACCUAUAACUGAAUAUAUGCUUUUAUGAGCACUUACUUUUGAUUUAUUUUUCUUCCUAUUUAGUUAUAUAUAUAGUUUACUUGUAAAUAAUUGCUCAAAAAGGAAAUGUGUAAGGAUAAAUCCAUGACAAGUAUCUUGUAUUGGUGGCUAACAAGUAGAAGUCCAUAAAUUGAUAAAUGAAUGGAAGAAAAAAGAUUGUGCUAUAGAAAAGGACCACAAAAGUUAUAUAA
Medicago truncatula (barrel medic) is the source of this 2687-nucleotide messenger RNA. RefSeq names its product probable LRR receptor-like serine/threonine-protein kinase At1g63430. The coding region runs from base 438 to 2414 and encodes 658 amino acids. The transcript has 13 exons. Gene Ontology annotation, biological process: protein phosphorylation. The record is from RefSeq and is a predicted model, not a curated record. Gene Ontology annotation, molecular function: ATP binding; protein binding; protein kinase activity. Lineage: Eukaryota; Viridiplantae; Streptophyta; Magnoliopsida; Fabales; Fabaceae.